Messenger RNA from Penicillium verrucosum, 7581 nucleotides. Its product is annotated as putative polyketide synthase. The transcript is spliced from 9 exons. Gene Ontology annotation, biological process: fatty acid biosynthetic process; secondary metabolite biosynthetic process. The coding region runs from base 1 to 7581 and encodes 2526 amino acids. Gene Ontology annotation, molecular function: oxidoreductase activity; fatty acid synthase activity; phosphopantetheine binding. NCBI's taxonomy places the organism in Eukaryota, Fungi, Ascomycota, Eurotiomycetes, Eurotiales, Aspergillaceae. The record is from RefSeq and is a predicted model, not a curated record.
AUGUCACCACAGAUUAGGAUCGAUCCUCUAAAAGCGACCAUUUCGGAAGAUGAGCUGGAAAACAUGACUACAGAUUCCUGUGCACCGAUAGCAAUUGUGGGGAUCGGCUUUCGAGGACCAGGGGAUGCCAAAAAUGUCGAGAAGCUAUGGGAAAUGAUCCUCACGGGUAGAGAGGCAUGGAGCCCAAUUCCAGCUAAGAGGUGGAACAGUGCAGCAUUCUAUCAUCCAGAUCAUGCUCGUCACGGGACGAUCAAUGUGGAAGGUGGCCACUUUCUGGAAGAAGAUAUAUCAGUGUUCGACGCGCCAUUUUUUAACAUGACGAGCGACGAGGCAGCGGCUAUGGACCCCCAGCAGAGAUUGCUCUUGGAGGUAGCAUAUGAAGGUCUUGAGAAUGCUGGCAUUCCUCUGGCCAAAAUCAUGGGCACAAAGACAUCCUGUUUUGUCGGGUCCUUCUCAGCAGAUUAUACAGAUCUCCUCCUGCGGGAUCCUGAGUGUGUACCCAUGUAUCAGUGCACCAAUGCCGGGCAAUCACGUGCAAUGACAGCAAACAGGUUAUCUUAUUUUUUCGAUUUGAAAGGGCCCAGUGUGACGGUAGAUACAGCUUGUUCAGGAAGCCUUGUUGCACUUCAUUUGGCAUGCCAAAGUCUCCAAACAGGGGACUCAUCGACAGCGAUUGCAGCGGGAGUGAAUUUAAUCUUGAGUCAUGAGUUUAUGUCAACCAUGAGCAUGAUGAAAUUUCUCUCCUCAGAUGGAAGAUGUCAUACCUUUGAUGAAAAGGCUAAUGGAUACGCCCGAGGCGAGGCAGCUGGCUGUCUUAUCCUUAAACCCCUAGCCAAGGCGUUGCACGACCGGGACAACAUCAGGGCCGUAAUACGAGGAACCGGUUCCAAUCAAGACGGGCGCACCGCAGGGAUAACACUACCAAAUGGGGCAGCCCAAGAAACCUUGAUUCGGAGCGUCUAUACACGGGCUGGUCUGGAUCCCUCCGAAACAGAUUUUGUGGAGGCUCACGGGACAGGCACCCUAGCUGGAGACCCAGUUGAGGCAGGGGCAAUUGCUCGUGUCUUUGGAUCUGGUCGUCCGCCUGGCAAUCCUGUGCGGAUUGGCUCCAUCAAAACCAACGUCGGCCACUUGGAAGGGGCAAGCGGAGUAGCAGGUGUGAUCAAGGCAGUGCUGAUGUUGGAAAAUCGCAUGUUCUUGCCAAACAGGAAUUUUGAAAAGAUUAACCCGCGCAUCCCACUUGAUGAUUGGGAACUAAAGGUUCAAUUGCACCCCGAGACUUGGAAUACCACUAGACCUCGUCGCGUUUCUGUAAACAGUUUCGGAUACGGUGGAAGCAAUGCACAUGUCAUUGUCGAAGAUACUCAAGGCUGCCUCUCUAGCUGGAGACUUGGGAGAGAUGCUAGAGCUCCGUUGACCACAGCCAAAUGCCAUGAUGAGCUAGUCCCUAGUCCACCGCUUGGUUUUCCCCGCCUAUUGAUGCUUUCUGGAUUCGAUAAAAGAACCUGUCUACAACAAAUACAAGUUCUAGGCAAUCACCUCGUCGAUAAGGCAGAUGCAGUUGACCAUGAGAAAUUCCUGGAUGAUCUUGCAUACACGGUCAACGAACGGCGCUCUGUCUUUCCAUGGAAGGCAGCCAUUGUCGGAGACACGUUGGCGGGGCUGGCGGCCUCGCUCACUCAGAACCUCAAAGCUAGGAGCGCCAUCAGUAAACCAACCCUUGGGUUUGUCUUUACUGGGCAAGGCGCACAGUGGGCCGGGAUGGGGAGAGAGCUGCUUCAGACCUAUCCUGUCUUCAAAACAUCAAUUUUGGGAAUCGACAGAUUUCUGAAUGAUAUUGGAGCUUCUUUUACAGUGGAAGAGGAGAUCACGAAGUGUCCCGAGAAAUCCGAUUUGAACCACCCAAGUUUCAGCCAGACAGUGUGCACGGCAUUACAGAUUGCGUUAGUCGACUUGCUAAAAUCGUGGGGUAUACAUCCAGACUCGGUAACGGGUCAUUCUAGUGGGGAGAUUGCCGCUGCAUAUGCUACUGGUGCACUCAGCAUGAAUGAUGCAAUGUCAGUGGCACACUACCGAGGUGUUGUGGCAAGUCAGCUUCUGCAUGAGCAAUUAAACAGAGGUUCCAUGAUGGCAGUUGGAAUGUCUGCCGAAGAGGUCAAGCCCUACCUGGAUGAAUUCCAGCCUAGACAACUGGUGGUAGCGUGCGUCAACAGUCCAUCGAGUGUGACGAUAUCAGGUGAUGCACUUGCGAUUGAUACACUCGCCCAAACAUUGAAAGAAAAACAGGUCUUCAGUCGACGCCUUGAAGUGGGCAUCGCUUACCACUCUCCUCAUAUAGAACAGGUUGCCGAGAGGUAUCACGGCUUUUUAGAACAUAUCCAGCCCCGAGGACUGGGUCAGAUAGCAGACGACAAGAAAGAAAGGUCGGCGUCGUUCUUUUCUUCGGUCACUGGAACGAGGGUUCCUUUGGAAGAAUUGAAUGCUCAGUACUGGGUGUCAAAUUUGGUCGGGCAAGUGAAAUUUGCAAAUUCGCUAAGGACCUUGUGCUUUGAGACAAAUGCCCAGCGUGCUGGGAGUACAGGGGCUCCCAGAAUAAGAAGGGCCGGAGCAGCCCAAAAGCCUUCCGUGGACUGUCUCAUCGAGAUUGGUCCGCACGCGGCACUUUCUGGGCCGAUCAAGCAAGUUCUACAGGUCGAUGCAAAACUAAAUGCUGCCGAUAUAACUUAUAUUAGCAUUCUGACGCGUAAGGUCAACGCGGUCACUACAGCCCUUGGUGCAGCCGCCACACUAGCAUCGCUGAACUACCCUAUUUCUUUUAGUGCAAUCAACCGCCCUAUGGGGAUCAAGGAAGGUAGUGCGCCUCAGCUACUGGUUAAUCUUCCAACGUAUGCCUGGAAUCACACUAGGUCAUAUUGGGCAGAGCCACGGCUGAGCAAGAUGUAUCGGAACCGAAGGACGCCGCGGAUGGAUUUACUUGGUGCACCAGACAACAUGGCAUGUCCAUUCGAGCCUCGCUGGCGAAAUUAUCUUCGAACAUCAGAGCUGCCUUGGCUUCUCGAUCACAAGAUCCAAGGGAACAUUGUUUUCCCUGCCGCAGGGUAUCUGGCCAUGGCUAUCGAAGCAUCAAUUCAAUUGAACAAAGACGAAGAAAAGAUUGCUAGAUACAUCCUGCGAGAUGUGGUGAUACAAUCAGCCCUGGUACUCAAUGAAACCUCCCCCGUCGAGGUCAUGGUAUCUCUUCAGAAGUCGACACAAGACCAAGAAAAUUUGUACAAUUUCCAUAUAUAUUCCAUCACAGAGGAGAAUAGGUGGAUUGAACAUUGCACUGGCUUUGUCGGCACACAGAAAAGCAUUAAUGUUUCAGGCGAUGGAGUCGAGGAAACCGAGGGUUAUGCAACGGUUCCAUUGGGGACUGAAGUUCAUGGAGUAUCGGUGAUUGACGUCCGUGAAUUCUAUGACAAGCUUCGAAAUUCCGGUCUGGAAUACGGGCCAUCCUUUACGAAUGUGAUGAAAGCACGUGUGACCCUAGACGGGACGUGCUUUGCAGAAGUCACUGUACCAGAUACAGUAUCCGUGUUGCCUGCAUCAUUCCAGCACGAGCUUUUGGUUCAUCCAUGCACCCUGGAUAGCAUGUUUCACACAAUUUUCGCGGCUUUACCACCAGGUAUGGGAAUUGAGGAAGGACCUGCCGUCCCUGUCUUCAUUGAAGAGAUGAUUGUAUCGUCCAGUCUCAGUUGUUCGGCAGGAGAGCUCAUGAGCAUCUGUACUCAUGUGCGCCCGAUGCCAAACAAGGACGUAACAGCAUGCAUAGUCGCAGUGAGUUGUAACGAGAGCCAAUUUGAAACCGAGCCAACUAUUUCACUUCGUGGUCUACGGUGUGCGCGGCUAGAGCGCAAUGAACCGGCAUCGAACAAAAAGGACAGCCGCUUGAUUUAUCAGAUUGACUGGAAACACGAUCCAAGCUUUCUUUCCGGCAAUAAUCUGUCAUUUCUAUUUGCCAACGACUGUGCUGCCCGAGAGCCCGCACCUCAAAUAGAAUACGAAGAGAGUGCUGCCGGCUUUAUCAGAGCUGCGCUGGAGGAAGUCAGUACAACAGAAGCAAUAGAACUCGACCCUUCUCACCGCAGAUUCAGGUGUUAUCUCCAAGAUGUGCUCGAAAGACAUGAUGACAAAAUCUCAAUAGUAUCAUCUCACUUGGAAAAUAUCCAUUCCAUCCCGAUGGGAAAGCUCCUGCCGGCCAUUGGCCAAAACCUCGUGUCUAUUAUUCGAAACAAAGUUGAUUUUUCUACGGUCAUUGAAGACGACCGCCUUAUGGAUGAGUUUUGGGAUAUAUUCUCAGCGGAUGACUCGUACCAAGCAGCUGCAAAAUAUGUCAAUUUGAUUGGCCACGUCAAACCAGAUAUAUCAAUCCUUGAAUUUGGCGUUGGCACAGGCCAGAUAGCAGAAAUAUUCCUGAACUAUCUCGUGACGCGUAACGAGAGACCUCAUUGCGGAAAAUAUACAUUUGCCCAUGAAAGUGCCUCUGUGCUUGAACAUACCUCGAAGCGGCUGGAGGCGUGGUCAGAGUUGGUUGAAUGCAAGCCCAUGGAUCUUGGCAAAGAAUUCCCUAAACAAGGGUUUGAAAAGAAUUCUUUUGACAUUAUAAUACUCCCCCAUGGAUUGUGUACUGCACGCUGUGAACAAAGUGCUCUUAGCAAACUCCAUGAUCUUUUAAGGCCAUCAGGCUAUUUGAUUGCAGUCAAUUCCUCCGACCCAAAGAAGGAUGUGCUGAAAAGUCUCUUGUUCAGUGCAUUGCACUGCUUGUCUGCAGACGAAUUCUGUUUGGGCCAGGGUGCUUGGACCGAGAGUCAAUGGGACGAGAUCCUGCAAGAUGCUCAUUUCACCGAGGUUGAUGCAUUUACAGAGGAAGACUCUGAGAAGAGCCAUCAGUUCAUCGUGGCCAAGAAGCGAAAAUACCACAAGUCCCCUAGAAAAGUUUCCAUCAUUUCCGAGGAAAAAAGCGAAACUGUGAGACACCUAGUAACUAAGCUCGAGAAGAUCUCAUGUGAGGUGAAUGUCACAGACGUUGAUAAUGUGGAUUUCAAGGAUCAUAUUUGUUUGGUCCUUGACACCUCAAACUCUUCCCUGCUGGGGGUUCUCUGGAUCACAAAAGGAGGGACAAUUGAGUCUGUGAACCCAAACGCGGCCUUGGCUGUUGGAUUUGCAAGAACAGCACGUGCCGAAUCAGGUGUUGACCCGAUCGUCACCCUUGAUCUGGAUGCUCAAAAUCCUCUCUCAGAAUUGCAAGUCGCCGAAAUGAUCGCAAAAGUUCUGGUUGCCCGAUUCCUCAGUGAAAAUUCAGACAAAGACACGGAAUAUGCGGAGAGAAAUGGACUGAUCCUGGUUCCACGAGUACUAGAGAAUUCGAAGGCAAAUAACACCAUGAACAGCAUUGAUGAUCUUGAGGCUGUAUCCGAGCAGCCUUUCCAUCAACCUCAGCAGCCUCUCCGACUUUCCAGGAAGGUUAAAGAUCCCGGUUUUGUCGGUGAUUCACAGAUGGCAGAACUCCCUGUUGGCUACGUCGGAAUUCAAGUACACUCAUUUGGCUUGAGUAAAUGGGAUGUUGAGCCAGAGCACCUUGAUUGGGAAACAGACGACACUCUCGGACUGGAGUGUAGUGGCAUUGUAUCCAAGGUCGGUGCUGGGGUCCACGGCAUCACUGUGGGCGACCGGGUUGCGUGUCUCGGAGCUGGCACUGCCAGAAGCUUUUAUCGCGAUUUGGCAUCAACUUUCCAGAGGAUCGAUGACGAAAUGUCAUUCCAGGUAGCGUCGGCUUUGCCUCUGGCGUAUACUAUUGCCUAUUAUGUUGUGAACUAUUUGUCAAUGGUUGAGUCCAAUGAUGCCGUUCUCAUCCAUGACGCCGGAAGUCAUUUCGGCCAAGCACUUCUGGAAGUGUACCUGCUGAAAGACGCUCGGAUAUUUGCGACAGUGCAGAGCCCCGACGAAAGGGACUUGCUGAGCUCGAGGUUCGGGAUACCCGAGGAGCAAGUCUUCAUCAGCGGGAAGAAUGAUGUACUCAAGGGUGUGUUACGGUUGACCGAUGGCAAGAAGGCAAACGUAAUAGUUACAUUCGAUACCCCAGAGGACAAAAUUGUACAGAACUGCACUGCGCCAUUUGGUCGAUAUAUUCAACUUCGAACAAACAACCUGAAGACUCGACAGCUAUCAUGCCCACAGAACAUGUCCCUGUCUACUGUCAAUAUAUUUGAGCUGCAAAAGGAGAGGACAGACCUUGCCAACCACAUAUGGCCGAAGGUCUUUCACUUGUUCGGCGACGGGCGACUCAAAGGUCCUGCAUCUACCGAUGCAUAUCAUAUUUCACAUAUUCAAGAGGCAGUAACAGCGACCCAAAGCCGACAGCAUGUUGUGGUUCACGUAGAAGAGAAUGAUCGUGUGAAGGUACAGCCUACCCAUACCCCAGAGGAUGUCCCCUUGCAUUCCGCUAAUGAGAUCCAGGCCACCCUCCCUAAGUCCACACAGCCAUUGUUCCGCGCAGAUGCAUCAUAUAUGCUAGUUGGUGGGCUUGGUGGAAUUGGGAGGGAGGUUGCGUUGUGGAUGGCACGAAACGGAGCUAAGAACCUUAUAUUCGUCAAUCGAAGUGGCCUUUCAAAAUAUCAGUCUCAGGUGACAGUGAAGAAUCUGACGGAAAAUGGUAUCCAAGUGACUACCCGAGCUUGUGACAUCUCCGACGAGACCGGGGUCCAACGAAUGCUUCAUGAUCUCUCUCAUUGUGCGCCUCCAAUACGGGGCCUGAUCCAGGCGACCAUGAUACUCAAAGACGACCGAAGCAUUAUGGCACCUGGAAUUUGCACCGACAUCUCCCCCCCGAAUCUUGACUUCUUCCUGAUGUUAUCUUCUAUCAGCGGUGUUAUUGGGAAUGCUACACAGGCUGCUUAUGCUGCUGGCUGCACGUUCAUGGACGCGUUCGCCACUUAUCGAAGAAGCCUGGGUCUUCCAGCAGUAUCUUUGGAUCUCGGGACGAUCACAGACGUUGGUUAUUUAGCCGAAAACAGUGAUCUAGCGGCUAAAAUGGAACGACAAGGAUUCCAAGGCACUGACACACCAACUCUUUUAUCCCUCAUACAAGUUGCAAUCUCUCAGUCGACGAGCGGUGAAGCACAACUUGUAACUGGUCUCGGCCAAUGGAAAGAAAUGGAAUCACUUGCAAACCUUGAUGCGCCCUUGUUUGCCCAUUUCCGGUACAAGUUCCAGGUUCCUGGCAAAUCUGCUGCACUCGGUGACUCGAUGGAAGGAUUGAAGGCUGAACUUGGCGCCGUAAAAACGGUAGAUCAAGCUACCGUUGUAAUAUGCGACACUAUCAGCAGAAAGAUUGCCUCACACCUCUCUAUCCCCGUUGAAAAUAUCAAUCCUUCUAAUCCGGUCUCCGAGUAUGGAGUUGACUCCCAUGUGGCCGUGGAGCUGCGCAACUGGAUAUCAAGAUCCAUGGAUUGCACUAUCCCCAUUUUGGAAAUUCUAGCAAAGUCUAUGUUGGAGUUGUCUCAGAAAAUUGCCAGUCAAAGGUUGGAGAGCAAGCCUGAGUGA